UCGGGAGCUGCGGCCCGGGGAGGGGCCAGGAGCGGGGACGUGCCCGGUGCUGCCCAGUCUUUGUCUGCUGCCUCCGGAUGCACAGCGAUGGGGGAAUGGACCAUCUUGGAGAGGCUGCUGGAAGCCGCGGUGCAGCAGCACUCCACUAUGAUCGGGAGGAUCCUGUUGACUGUGGUGGUGAUCUUCCGGAUCCUAAUUGUGGCCAUUGUGGGGGAGACGGUGUACGAUGAUGAGCAGACUAUGUUUGUGUGUAACACCCUGCAGCCCGGCUGUAACCAGGCCUGCUAUGACCGCGCCUUCCCCAUCUCCCACAUACGUUACUGGGUCUUCCAGAUCAUCAUGGUGUGUACUCCCAGUCUCUGCUUCAUCACCUACUCUGUGCACCAGUCCGCCAAGCAGCGAGAACGCCGCUACUCUACUGUCUUCCUAGCCCUGGACAGAGACCCUUCUGAGUCCAUGGGAGGUCCUGGAGGAACUGUGGGUGGGAGCAGUGUGGGGGGCAAACGAGAAGAUAAGAAGUUGCAAAAUGCUAUUGUCAACGGGGUGCUGCAGAACACAGAAAACACCAGCAAGGAGAUGGAGCCAGAUUGUCUAGAGGUUAAAGAUCUGACUCCACACCCAUCAGGGCUGCGCACUGCAGCACGAUCCAAGCUCCGAAGGCAGGAGGGCAUCUCCCGCUUCUACAUUAUCCAAGUGGUGUUCCGAAAUGCCCUAGAGAUUGGGUUUCUGGUGGGCCAAUACUUUCUCUAUGGCUUCAGUGUCCCAGGGUUGUACGAGUGUGACCGCUACCCCUGCAUCAAAGAGGUGGAGUGCUACGUAUCCCGGCCCACCGAAAAGACUGUCUUUCUAGUGUUCAUGUUUGCUGUGAGUGGCAUCUGUGUUGUGCUCAACCUAGCUGAACUCAACCACCUGGGAUGGCGCAAAAUCAAGCUGGCAGUGCGAGGUGCCCAGGCCAAGAGGAAGUCAGUCUAUGAGAUCCGUAACAAGGACCUGCCCCGGGUCAGUGUUCCCAAUUUCGGCAGGACUCAGUCCAGUGACUCUGCCUAUGUGUGAAAAGGUAGAUUUUGGGAAGAAAUGGGGGUUGACAAG
This is a messenger RNA of Orycteropus afer afer, 1089 nucleotides long. RefSeq names its product gap junction protein delta 2 (gene GJD2). The record is from RefSeq and is a predicted model, not a curated record. Lineage: Eukaryota; Metazoa; Chordata; Mammalia; Tubulidentata; Orycteropodidae. Gene Ontology annotation, biological process: cell communication. Gene Ontology annotation, cellular component: connexin complex.